Molecule: messenger RNA, 1552 nt
Organism: Cloeon dipterum
Lineage: Eukaryota; Metazoa; Arthropoda; Insecta; Ephemeroptera; Baetidae
Product: mannose-binding protein C-like
Exons: 5
Coding region: 216-998 (260 amino acids)
Biological process (GO): biological process involved in interspecies interaction between organisms
Cellular component (GO): external side of plasma membrane
Molecular function (GO): carbohydrate binding
Source: RefSeq, a predicted model, not a curated record
AGGGAAUCGAACACUCGGCGCGAGCAGAGUUACCGCGGCGACUCCGAUUUUCUUCAGGUACUCAGGUGCGCAGGCAGGCAGGGGCAGCCGAGGCAACCGUCAUACUCCUUCCGCACGCGUGUGUUUGUGCCGAGGAAGCAUAUUAUAGCGUGCAGCGUAGUCGCCGCUCGACCUCCUUCAAGUCAACACACUCGCAAUCAGCUGCUGUGGCCGGCAUGACGAUGAGCCCAGUUUCCGUGCUGCUACUGGCCGUCGGCCUCUGCGCCCUGGUACCCAUUUCGGAGCAGCAGACGUCGCUCAAUAGGAACAGCAAGGAGAUAACCAGGACGGAAGUCGCGCGCCAGAACAGAAUCACACAGCAAAUUCUGGCGCAGUACCUGCAGAAAAAGUUGUUCCCGCACUUGACGCCGGUGACGACCGAAGCGCCGCCGGUCGCCGGCAAUUCGGCCGAGCAGGACACAGGCGAGGCGCUCGACUCAGAUGAAUCCGAGCAAAUCAGCUCACACGUUUCCUACGACGACGAAGAAGGGAACGACUGCUCCAACUGCGUGGACGACAGUUUGGGGUCAAACACCAUCAACAGGUGGACGAUGCCGCUGCUGAAACUUGGCGAAAAGAGAUACUACCUUGGUAUUUUCUUCAAGGCCAAUUGGUACAAAGCGAACCGCUACUGCCGCUACCACGGCAUGCAACUCGCCUCCAUCGACAACGAGGAGGAGAACAAAUUCCUGCAGGAGACGAUUGCCUCUCAAGGUUUUGGCUUGGAGCACUUUUGGACGUCGGGCACCGACCAGGGUGAGGAGGGUCACUUCUUCUGGAUGUCGACUGGCCGACCGCUGACAUUCACCAACUGGAACGCAGGCGAGCCCAACAACUUCCGCUACGAGAACGGCGAGGAAGAGCACUGUCUGGAGCUGUGGAACAGGGACGGCAAGGGGCUCAAGUGGAACGACACGCCGUGCUCCUUCGAGACCUACUUCGUCUGUGAAGUGAACUGAACUGAACUCCUCACGCAGACAAUAAAACUAAUCCCGUCCACGAGUAGGUUUUGAUGGAAAAAGCCGGGCUUCUCCCGAACGAAACGAAUAAUUCCAAACUAAGAUGGAGACUGUGUAAAUGUAAACGUAGAGCAACAGUAUUCAUUUUAAUUCCUGGGCCGACUCGAAUAAUUGUAAUUUAAUGGCAUUUCCAUUGUGAUUUUUAACAGUUGCGUUCGUUCAUAUGAUUAGCCAGUACGACUCCCUUCAUUUUCUAAUUUGAACCUCAGUUUAAGCUUCCUCAGCUGAUGUUUAUAACCUUGUCAGUGCCAUUCUAUUCCUCAACAAGUAAUUUAAUAUUAUAUAUUAUUUUUACAGAUUUCGCUUGCGAUUUCUUAACAAUCGCAAUUUUACUGUCCUUUUAAUUUCAACAAGCGAUUUUAUUACCUUGGAAUUGGAUGGCCUUUUUGCUGUUUAUCUGUUUUUGUUGUAAAUAUAGAAAUUUGAGAAGAUAUGAACUUAUUUCUGUGUAAAUAUAUGGAAUUAUUUCUGAAAUAAAAUUAUCCUCAGACUUA